UUAAGCUCAAUCUAGUCUAGUUCCCAUUACAACCAUGGUGACUCCAAAAAUUCAUGCAGCCAUACUAGCCAGUCCUGGCAUGGGACACUUAAUUCCCACCAUAGAAUUAGGCAAACGUCUUGCUACUAAUCAUGGUUUCGAAGUCACCAUCUUCGUCAUCACCGCCACCACCACAGUCAGUUCAUCAAACUCAGACACAACAAAAUCAAAUAUACUUCAACAAACAUCCAACCUUAAUAGCCUCAAGUCCCUCAACAUCAUUGUAACACCAUCCGUCGAUGUCUCCGACAAACUUGAUCCAAACAAACCAAACUUAGGUCAAAGAAUUACUUUAACUAUGAUUGAAUCCCUUCCAUUUAUUCGAUCUCAAAUAUUAUCCAUGAAAUUUUCUCCAUCAGUUCUUAUUGUGGACAUUUUUGGUACUACAGCUUUACCCAUGGGACGUGAUCUUCACAUGUCUAGUUAUGUUUUCUUUUCUACCAAUGCUUGGUUCACCGCUGUUUGCAUUUACUUUCCUUUCAUCACAAAAGAAGCGUUAUUAAGACACGCUAAUAAUCACAAACCACUUUUGAUUCCGGGUUGCGAACCGGUUCAGUUUGAGGAUACGCUAGAAAUCUUAGUUCCUCCGUACGAGCCUAUUCACGAAGCUGUUGUUAACUUGACAAGAGAUAUAUUAUCCGCUAAUGGGAUUUUGAUUAACACGUGGCAAGAUCUGGAGCCAGCAGCUACUAAGGCUGUUAUUGAACAUGAGAUUUUUGGACAAUUUACUAAAGGACCGGUGUAUCCCAUUGGACCACUUGUGAGAAAUGUAGAACCGGAGGAGAAGAGGGAGGGUGAGAAUUUAAUUUUAAGUUGGCUUGACGAACAACCGGCUGAGUCAGUGAUUUUCUUGUCCUUUGGAAGUGGUGGGACGAUUUCGAAAUGUCAGAUGACCGAGUUAGCUUACGGGUUAGAGUUGAGUAAGCAGAGGUUUAUUUGGGUGGUGCGGCAGCCCACCGAGGGGGAUGCAUCUGCAUCAUUUUUUGAAGCAAAGGAUUGUGAUGGAUUACCGAUAAUUAAUUACCUGCCGGAUGGGUUUGUGAGUAGGACAAAGGAUGUGGGGAUUUGUGUCACCAUGUGGGCCCCACAAGCUGAGAUAUUGAAACAUCCUGGGAUAGGUGGUUUUGUGACACAUUGCGGUUGGAAUUCUGUGCUUGAGAGUAUCCUCAAUGGAGUUCCGAUGGUUGCUUGGCCACUUUAUGCAGAACAGAAGAUGAAUGCCACUAUGUUGUCAAAGGAGCUAAGGGUAGCGGUGAAGGCGACUCCGACAGAGGAAGGAGGAGUAGUUUGUAGGAAACAGAUAGCAGAUCUAAUUCGUAGAGUGAUGGUGGAUGAAGAAGGUAUAGCCAUGCGGGUUAAAGUUAAAGAUUAUAAGCUAAGUGGAGAAAAAGCUCUGUCUGUAUGUGGUUCUUCUCACGAGUCGCUUUAUCAGAUGACAAAAGAUUGUGUAUUUCAUAUGCACCAACAGAGUUCUGAGGCAAAAUCACAGGGUGCUUAGACGAUAAUUAAGUCACGCGUUUUUUUUGUUGCUAAUAUGAGUUUUUGUAAGUCUUUGUCAAAUAGUGUGUAUGAAGCUUAGGCACUGUUAUAAUUGGUUGGUGUUCAACGUUCUAAUAUUGAUAUUUUACUCCA
This is a messenger RNA of Trifolium pratense (red clover), 1671 nucleotides long. RefSeq names its product UDP-glycosyltransferase 72E1-like. Bases 35 to 1537 code for a protein of 500 amino acids. Gene Ontology annotation, molecular function: UDP-glycosyltransferase activity. The transcript has a single exon. The record is from RefSeq and is a predicted model, not a curated record. Lineage: Eukaryota; Viridiplantae; Streptophyta; Magnoliopsida; Fabales; Fabaceae.